AAAACUAUAGUACGAGGGUGUUUAAGCAUUAGCUAUAGCCUAUUGAAAUGGGUAUUAGCUAAAUGCAUGUUGUUUAUCGGGUUUAUCGGCGGCUAGGCUAAUGUUUACAGUAUUUAUCGGUAUUGUCGUCUGGAAUGCUAAAAAACCGCAUGUUUUCUGUUUUUAUACGCAGAAGAACUCGUUGGGUCUGACUUUAUGUAAUAGUAGCCUAACAUUUAGCCUCCAUGAUCAAUAAUCUUUUUGGUAAACCGAUAUGCUACCCGUGAAUCUGGAAAGUAAAUGUUCCUCUUGCGGAUCUAUGCAGGAGGUUGCUCUUAUGUAGUAUAUGAUUUUAUAAUGUUGGUUUGACGGUGGAACUGGAUCACCUGUUGAAGGGGUUUUAUUGGGAUUUUUAUCGAGGUUUUAUCGGACCCUCGCGCAAAUCAUUUGUAUUCGCACGGGUGGCCUGUCUGAAACCGUUUAAAGCUAAAGUCAGCAUUGGUAGCUAUGUGUCAGUCAGUAGGCUAGGUAUCGUUAUUGCCAACGACAGUGGGCUAUCGCAGUCCUAUAUGCUAACCAUUUCCAAUAUAAAUUGGUGUUGAUACAGAGUGAUCGAAAUUGGGUACUAAUCCUACUAUUAAAUGUGAACGUGACUGGCGUGGUGCACACUGUGGGUCCGCUUGCAGCAUCUUUCCUCGAUAUAAUCGCACCUGUCAAAUUUUGCCUGGCACAAUACCUAGUGCUAUCAGAUGUGCAGGUGAUGGUUGAACUAAAGAUCUGACUGGUAUUCUUUUGGCUACUAAAUCAAUACUGAUUCCAACAAUAUUUAUGACAGUGUAGAACAAAUUACAGAAUUUCCGCCGAAUGCUGAAACUCCCGCUGUCAUGUGAACAGUACCUUCGAUAAGCCCCGCCCCCUCCCACACGCCGUGCAUAGGCCGUAACCUGCUUACCGCAAACCGUCUGGGCUGAAAUGGCCCGGCCUUCACGAAGGCCAGUAAUGGCGGUAAUGGGGAACGUUAUUCAGGGAUGUGCAGGCCAGGAGCCUGCAUCUCCCGCCUAAAUCUCCAGGGGUGGAAAAGCAGCUCGCUACCCUCUCCUCCUCCCCACGCCCCCAUCUGUCCGUCCAUCCUUACGUCCACCCUGAAGGGGUUCAUCGGGGGGGCUCCAUGGGGUGUGGGGGCAGCCGGACGGACGCCCUGGAGCCGAGGUACCUGGAGAGUUGGACGAAGGAGACGGAAUCGACAUGGCUGACCAGCACGGACACGGACGUGCCUCUGUCCGCCAUCCAGAACAUCCCCUCCGAGAGCUCCUCCCAGCUGGGCUUCAGCGCUGAGAAAAACAACAGCCCCGUGGCAGAUUUUUUUGACGACAGCUUCCCGGGCCCUGCCCAGGCGUACAUGAAGGUCUGCUCCGCCAUGUCCGAGGCUGGCCUGGGCGGCACCAAGGUGGACGCCGACGCCGCAGUACCGACCUCCCAACAGCAGGAGGCGCUGCCUGCAGCACAUGGCGCCACACUGCAGAAGAGGAGCGUGCUGCACACUGAGGAAGUUACAGAGUGGCGUGACGACCGGAUGUCCACCAAGCAGGUGACCAUCACCGUCACGCAGAGCGUGCGGCAGGUGGACCGGGCCGGCUGGAUGAGGGAGACGUCCCGCACCACCUUCCAGGUCCUGAGGCCCGCCGAGGACUGCAAGGAGGCGCCGGCCGAGAAGAGCCCGAAAUGAGGAGGACCCGCGGCUGUUCCUGCGCGAGUGCGUGAGAGAGGGACGGGGGGA
This is a messenger RNA of Anguilla anguilla (European eel), 1756 nucleotides long. RefSeq names its product BAALC binder of MAP3K1 and KLF4 b (gene baalcb). The transcript is spliced from 4 exons. The coding region runs from base 1148 to 1705 and encodes 185 amino acids. Gene Ontology annotation, cellular component: cytoplasm. Lineage: Eukaryota; Metazoa; Chordata; Actinopteri; Anguilliformes; Anguillidae. The record is from RefSeq and is a predicted model, not a curated record.